Temnothorax curvispinosus is the source of this 4177-nucleotide messenger RNA. RefSeq names its product serine/threonine-protein kinase PAK mbt (gene mbt). The record is from RefSeq and is a predicted model, not a curated record. Gene Ontology annotation, cellular component: cytoplasm. Gene Ontology annotation, biological process: intracellular signal transduction; protein phosphorylation; regulation of MAPK cascade. NCBI's taxonomy places the organism in Eukaryota, Metazoa, Arthropoda, Insecta, Hymenoptera, Formicidae. Bases 231 to 2249 code for a protein of 672 amino acids. The transcript is spliced from 7 exons. Gene Ontology annotation, molecular function: ATP binding; protein serine/threonine kinase activity.
CGGAGCGCCGGUGUUGCGAGUGCGACCUGUCGAGGCGGAUGAAUGGCGUAUUUAUGUGUUUUAACGCGCGACAUCGCCUAUGUUCCGGCCUCCCGGCACCAUCGUGAGCCGCGUUCACCCCACGAGCUGCCUGACCUGUCCGAGGAGCGCGUCCUCGCGCAUUUCGUCAAUUCCAAGCCGACGGGCCUCGGCGGAGCCGCGUCGCAGAGAUCGUAUCGUCGCUCGGGACAAUGUUUACCAAGAAGAAAAAGAAACCGCAGAUCUCCACACCGACCAACUUUGAGCACAGAGUGCAUACCGGAUUCGACAAACGCGAGGGCAAGUUCGUCGGGCUGCCCCUGCAAUGGGCUUCCAUAGUUGGGAAUAACCAGAUCCUGAAGUCGACCAACCGACCACUGCCCUUAGUCGAUCCAAGCGAGAUCACACCUACCGAGAUCCUUGACUUGAAGACCAUCGUGAGAGGCCACAAUGAUCCUAGGAUAAGUAGACCGCUCGCUACUGACCGAACUGUAGAGAAUGGCCUGCCUAAGAUCAGUACAGUUGCCCGUUCCAAUUCUCUACGUUCCUCGAGUCCACCACGACUCAGGAGAGAUUACAGGCAUAACAGCAAUCUUCCGCCAUCCGUCCCCGAAGGUCAAGAGAUACCUUCGAACGUUAAUCAGGGCUUUACAAACUUUGGCAAGCCGCAUAACUACAUCGAUAAACUAAGACAAAAUUCCCCGAGCGUUGGCAGUGGACUAAAUUCCAGCAUGCAGAACAUGAUUCCAAAUCUUCAAAAUCUCAAUCCUAAUAUGCAAUCCUCGCCAAAUUUAACUCACUCGGGAUCAAAUGUACCAAACUUAUCCUUAAAUUUCCAAAACUUAAGUCCUAUUGUAAAUUCACAAGCUCCAGUACAAAAUCCAAAUAACCCGCAACUCCUCGAUACGGAAUUUCACAGACUAAAUUCGCAAAUGGCUAUGACAUCAGGCCAAUAUAAUGGCAAUGUACAGGGUUCAACUAUGGAGGCGUCGAGGGAACAUCAAGUUGGCCAAAAUGUCUUGUUACACAAGUUACAGCCAAAAAUUUCGCCAGUGGGUUCAAUAGCUUCGCAACGACCUCUGAGUCAAUUGAGUUCACAUAAUAUUAAUAAAUAUUCUCAGGCAUACAUGUCUGAAAAUCCAUCCAACCUCCAAUCGCAUUUGAAGAAACCGAUAGAAACUUCCCAAUCGAUGCAUAAUUUGUCAAAGCCGAGCAUCCCGUCCGCAGUAUCAGGGACCAGUUCUACUCCAGAUCAAAACCAAAACAUGAAAAGUGCCGUCUCCUCAGGGAACUUGGCGGUUGGUGCAAGUUCGAACAAUACCAAUAAACAAACGGAGCAGAGACUUACGCACGAACAGUUUCGAGCUGCUUUACAGAUGGUGGUGAGUCAAGGCGAUCCAAGAGAAAAUUUGGAGAAUUUCCUGAAGAUUGGCGAAGGCAGUACAGGAACUGUAUGCAUAGCUACGGAUAAGAGUACAAACCGUCAAGUUGCAGUCAAGAAAAUGGAUUUAAGGAAACAACAAAGACGCGAAUUACUUUUUAACGAAGUCGUUAUCAUGAGGGACUACCAUCAUCCAAAUAUAGUCGAGAUGUAUAAUAGUUUUUUGGUAGACGAUGAAUUAUGGGUAGUUAUGGAGUAUCUAGAGGGAGGUGCACUAACUGAUAUCGUAACACACUCAAGAAUGGACGAAAGUCAGAUAGCUACAGUAUGUUCUCAAUGUCUCAAGCCACUGGCGUAUUUACAUUCACAAGGUGUUAUACACAGGGAUAUUAAGUCUGAUUCAAUAUUACUUACGGCCGACGGCAGAGUAAAACUGUCAGAUUUUGGUUUCUGUGCUCAAGUCUCUCAAGAAUUACCAAAGCGAAAGUCUCUCGUAGGAACCCCAUACUGGAUGAGUCCCGAAGUUAUUUCAAGGUUGCCAUAUGGACCUGAAGUGGAUAUCUGGUCGUUAGGAAUAAUGAUCAUUGAAAUGAUCGACGGUGAGCCACCAUUUUUCAAUGAGCCACCUCUACAAGCUAUGAGACGCAUCAGGGAUAUGCCACCACCAAAACUAAAGAAUUUUCAUAAAGUUAGUCCACGCCUUCAAGGUUUCCUUGAGCGAAUGCUCGUGCGUGAUCCAGCGCAACGGGCAACGGCAGCUGAAUUAUUGCAACACCCAUUCCUUAGGCAGGCUCAAAGUCCUAGUAUCUUGAUUCCGUUAAUGAGAGGCGCCAGACAUACAAAUUGUUGACGAGGUUACACCUUUGUAAGCUAGAACGUUAGUCAAGGCAGAUAUUUCAUUACCAGAAUAAUCAUAUCCUCGACAAUGUCGUGUUAAGCUACUUAUUCGCUAAAGGCAGCUUUUGGCAGUUUAUGAAUUAUUUGAGGAGUUCCGCCGUCUGGACUCUUAUACAGAGAAUUUAAAUAUUUUUUUUUCUUUUUUGCGAUAGACACGACCGAUUGAGAGAUGAUAAUAUUCGAUAAAAUUCACACGUAUCAAUGUUUAAUACCGUAUAAUAUUGACGCUUCAGAAUUCUUUAAUUAUAAAACUGACAUCAUUUUCUGAAACUAAAGACAAUAAUAUUAUUCUAUUAUUCGCAGAUUUUUAGAUUUCUGCAUAAAAUUUCAAGUUCUAAUACACAUAAAUGAAUUCUUUCGGUCGUGCCUAAUAUACGUAUGUAAUAUAUGAAUUUAUAACUAUAUUUUAGAAAAUAUUAAAUAGGAAAGUCUUCAAAUCUCAUGAUCAUUAUCAAUUGUUGUUUGAACUUUACAUUCCAAUCGGGCCUGAACUUGUAAGUAUUAUUUUGAAAAUAGUUUACUACAUUCCAGAGUAUUGUUUUAUAUGUAUUAUUUUAGUAACUUGACAAGUCUGCAUUUAUGAAAAAUGAUAUAAUAUAUCAAACAUUCCUCAACUAUUGGCACUGCCGAUGUUUGAUUCGCGAUAGUAAGAUCAAACAUUGUUAACAAUGUUAUAACAGAUAAUUCUCUAAUUUUGAGAUAUUUGCAAAAUGCAUUUUCACUCAAGUGCCUUUAUGAUUAACACUAUCGCAACGAUUAACUUGUCAUUAUAAAGCACUAUUUAUUAGCAGUAAUGGGUUUUAGGCAUAUUGAAUUACUUUGAAUAUGACGAAAACCUAAAACUGCUUCAUAUUAUUCCAAACGCAGAUCUAUACAGGGUGUAACAUAAAUGUGGGCCGCUAUUUCAGAGGUGUAUUCUAUUCAUCAAAAUGAGCAAAAAAGUUCAUGUAAAUACAAUUCAAUUAUUAUUGUAUAUUAAUUUCGAUAUUUGAAUUUAAUAUCAAAUAUUAAUUUUGAUAUUUGAAUACUUCUAAAGGAAGUCUUUCUAGACUUUCUUUUUUAAAUAAUAUUCAAAAUAAUUCGAAUCUGUACGUAAUCAAAUUGAUUCAAAGUUUUCAAGCAAGAAAUUUGAAUCCCCAUUAUUACUUAUUUGUAUAAAAUGUUCCAACCAUGCAAUAUUUUUUCACUAUUACUGUCUUGCUAAAUUUAUUAAAAGCCAUAUUUAAAGUGACUUAAUCAGUAUACUUAAUUUUAUUUUUUCUAAAUAAAAGUAUCAUAUAUAUAUAUAUAUAUAUAUAUACACACCUUUUUGACCAUAUAUUGUCAAAGAUACACCUCAACUGUGAACUUUUGUAAUAUUGUAUUUUUAUUUUGCUAAAAAGGGUUAACUUUUGAUCAUCUUUAGAGCUUUAAAGACUGGGAUAUAUAUUUGAUUAUUAACUGAAAUUAAUAUUGAAAUAACUUGGCAGUAUUGCAAAGAAUGUCCAGAAAGUAAUGUAACAAAUCUUUUUUUCAUUCGCAAUUUAUUAGUAGUAAUAGUUGUAGUGUUAAUAGUAUGUAAUAGUAAUAGGGUAGUAAUAGUAGAGUAAUCGUAGUAUUAGUAUCUUUAUUGUUUCCCUCAGGAUUAAAGUGAUUUCUAUUUCCUUACUUAAUUUACUCUAAUUUAUAUAGACUAAGUUCAAUUCAAUUACAAAUUCAUAAUUAACUUAAUUGUUAAAUUCUGUGUAAAAGAGGCAUGCAAUUGUGAAACAGAUAUGCAGUUCAAUACAUUACUGGCGUGCUUUGCUUAGACAUUAUUAUUAUUAGACGAUCUUACUGAAUGACCAAAAAAUAACUUGUUUGUUCUUGAUGCGUUGCGAAAUAAUAUCAAUUGACAGUACU